AUGCGUCUUAGUGUGACUGUUUCUGUGAUGUAUAUGGGUCCAUUUUUGUUGAAUUCAUUAAAAAUGGAUAAAAGUUCAAUGGUUUCUGCCCCAUUAGUUACCACAAUUUCUUGUUUGAUUACAUCAGUUGGUGUACAAAGGAUAAAUAAAUUACUCGGGAAUUAUAUUGGCUCAGUCCUGAUGAAGAAAUGGAAAUUAUGGACUGACGAUUAUUUAUUGUGUCCUGAACUCCCAUCACAAUAA
This is a messenger RNA of Schistosoma mattheei, 243 nucleotides long. The record is from the annotation of a GenBank genome assembly. NCBI's taxonomy places the organism in Eukaryota, Metazoa, Platyhelminthes, Trematoda, Strigeidida, Schistosomatidae.